Molecule: messenger RNA, 2475 nt
Organism: Phytophthora sojae
Lineage: Eukaryota; Oomycota; Peronosporomycetes; Peronosporales; Peronosporaceae
Exons: 4
Coding region: 1-2475 (824 amino acids)
Source: RefSeq, a predicted model, not a curated record
AUGACGGAGCUCGAGAGCGACGAAGCGGCUGAGGUUAUCGACAAGCCCGGGGAGGUGGCUCCAGUAUCGGGGCUCGUGCUUCAGACGGAUGACAUCACUGUGGCCGAUACUGACCAUCCUGACCAGAGACACCGUGUUGGUCGUAAGCGUGACAACUCGCACUCGUCAACCGAGUCCAAACUGGAGGCACCGCCAAGAAGAUCGUCGCUGAGAGCAUCGUCUGGACACCGGCCAUCGGUGACUGGGUUUGUCUUCAACGAGGUUUCCACGUUUUACGAUGUGUUUGGGUUCUUGGGAGUGCCCAUGAUGAUCGUCUUCGUGCUGUCGGCCAUCUGGACGUUCAUGCUCGCCUACAUCCAACUGCAUGCAACCGAGAUGGCCAAUUCAGUCAUGAAUACGACAAACUUCGACAACGGUGAGUUCUGGCAGCUUCCUCGCCCCGACGAGUCAAUUGUGAUCUCUUCUGCUGUCAUGCUUGCGUUGUUUGGAAUCGGCUACACGGGGUUGGUGGGUUUGAUGCUCUUCUUCUAUCGCCGUACACCCAAAAGAGAGGAAAUAGGCACUGAUAAUGACAACUCGGACGGCGCUACGAAUGCGGCUGGUGACGUUGGUGAAAGUACAACCAUUGAGGCUCGAAUGGUGAAGAACAUCAAGUUUCAUGCAUUCGCUGUGUGGGUGAACAGCGUCCCGAAGGACAUCCGCGAUCACUAUAUCACAGCUGCGCUGGAUCUUCCCAAGCUAAUCUUCCAGACAACAACGCUCUUCACGUACCUUGACCACGGAUUUCCUGCUCCCCUCGUAUACUCAUAUUCAGUUCUUCUACUAUGCAACUGGUUUGUGGCCUGCUACCACUCCCAACGUUACGUAGUCGAUCCCAACCUGAUCAUCGCUCGACUCUACUACACCUACGACCUCUUCUUUGCCGUGUUCGCGCCGCUGGUCGUUCUGAUCUACUUCAUCCAAACGUUCGAGUUCAACCGCGCCGAGUUCGCGACCAAGAUGGAGACAAUCCAGGGCGGAUCCUUCGACACCGUCGCUCGGCUCUUCGGAGACCCGUCACAGAUCUCGAGUUUCUGCAAUGCGUUCCACUACUUGCAGUUCUCGUCGGGGUCGUCGCUGUUCUUCAAGUCUGCGCUCAACUUGAUAUCGCUGUACAAAUGGCGCAAGAUCAUCAUGACGCUGAUCCACAACCACCACGAGCGCCGAGUCGAGCGAGAGCGCAAGGCGCAGGUGCAGCCGCUACCAGACGAGAGCAAGCCGCGAGGACGAGCGCAAAGCAUCAAAGCUGUUGUGGUCAAGAAGCUCGAGGCGUCAACGUGGAAGCCAAAAAUGGGGAGGCAUUUCGCCGCGAAGGUCCUGUUGGCGUUGAUCUUUUUCGUCACGGGCUCUGCGAUUUUCGUGUAUUCGAUUGGAUCGGUGCAAUCGAGUAAAGCUGUGUGCAGCAAGUUCGACAAGUGCGUUGUGGCAAGCCAUCGGUGGAAUUAUGGCGCAGAUCACUGUCCGUGCCUGGUAUUCGCCGACCGACAAACUGCGCCUCGUACAUUUGCAGAGUGGACAGAUCCUGUCGAUAUUAGCUCGAAUCUUGCCGAGUUAGCCUACGCGGGCGAGUUGCGUAUCGUCCAGAUCAUCAACCGCGCCGUACCAGAACUACCAGAGGAGCUACGAAAAUGCCAUAAUCUUGAGCAGCUGAUUUUGAUCUACACGAAGACGUUGCGACUUCCCGAGUGGAUGUCGGAGCUAUCCGAGCUGGAGUAUCUUCAUUUCGAGGGCGACUACACCAGCAAGAGACUGCAAGUGGUGCCCGCAGGGAUCUUCGACCACAUGCCGCACCUGACUUUCAUCCACUUUGGCGGCAUCCCGGACGUGGAGGAGCUCCCGUCUUUCUCUUCGCUCAAAAACCUUCGGUAUCUGGCGCUGGCCAUUCUGAACUCGCUCAAAGAGAUGCCGAGCUUUGAAGGCCUCUCGAAGCUGGCGGAUUUGAACAUCGUGGAAGCGACGCGGAUCAAGACGCUUGCGUCGCUGACCCCUCUCGUGAGUCUGAAAUCGCUCGGGAUCCGCUAUCGAACGGGAGUAUGCUGCAAUGGGUUUAUCACGGGAACGUGUGACACCACCUCGUUCCAGUGCUUGCCCAAAGCUGGCGAGCCGUACCCCAUGACGUGCGUGAGCGAGCGGGUGUCCGACGCGGACAAAGCGAUCCUGGACCAAUACGACGCGACGGCGAUCUGCCCGAACGGGUUUCCGUACGACUUGGAGGCAGCCGCUCCGACCAAGUACACGUCGGACGACCUGUGCGGCAGUACGCUGUACAAGGAGUGCUAUUUGAACGGGGUGCAGGGCAUCUGCUACAACACGCGUAUGAUGGUGAUUAGCUGCGUGACGCAAGCAGCCUACAUCACGAUGCGCCAGCUUCAGAUCGAGCGCAAGGUUGGGGAUGCUUGCGACGUGACAGUGGAGGCAUGGCUCGGCUGCAAAUAG